Messenger RNA from Hibiscus syriacus, 516 nucleotides. RefSeq lists its product as uncharacterized. The coding region runs from base 1 to 516 and encodes 171 amino acids. NCBI's taxonomy places the organism in Eukaryota, Viridiplantae, Streptophyta, Magnoliopsida, Malvales, Malvaceae. The transcript is spliced from 3 exons. The record is from RefSeq and is a predicted model, not a curated record. Gene Ontology annotation, molecular function: catalytic activity.
AUGCGACAUCAUCUGCUAGCCUUAAACAUGUUCUCAAAGGGUUGUGGGCACCCAAAGUUUUUCCCCGCUAUUCGUCAAUAUUUGAGAGAUUACAAACCGGACGUUGUCGGUCUAGUUGAACCCUGUAUUAGUGGCUUUAAAAUCGAUGAUGUCAUUGCCUCCCUCAGUUUCCCCAACUCCCACAUAAUCGAAGCUGCGGGUUCUCUCGUGGAAUUUGGCUCUAUUGGUACAAUUCAGUUUUCCCAAUGCUUCUAUAAGAGGAAAUUAUUAUGGCCCCAUCUUCGCCACCUUGCUUCGAUAAUCACCUCUCCUUGGUUAAUGUUUGGCGACUUCAACGUAACUAUUAGCCAUGAUGAUCGGAUGGGAUAUGUCGCCUCCUCCAAGCCUAGCACUGCCUUCCGGGAUACCCUCUUUGAUUUUAGCCUCCGAGAUAUGGGUUUUCAAGGACCGCUUUACACGUGGUCAAUGGGUACCACUCAUGCUCGUCUCGACCGCUUCAUUUGUAACUCGCACUAG